This is a messenger RNA of Anopheles aquasalis, 384 nucleotides long. RefSeq lists its product as uncharacterized. Lineage: Eukaryota; Metazoa; Arthropoda; Insecta; Diptera; Culicidae. Gene Ontology annotation, cellular component: extracellular region. Gene Ontology annotation, molecular function: chitin binding. The record is from RefSeq and is a predicted model, not a curated record.
AUGAACGCCAUCCUUGCCCUGACUUUGUGCAUCGUCGCCGGUGUCGCCGCCGAGUACCAGUACGGUACGUACGAGAUCGGAGUCCCACAGAACUAUGGCUCGGAGUACAACAACAACCAGUACGGCAACAACCAGUACGGCAACAUCCAGUACGGCAACAACCAGCAGUACCAGUACAAGCCAGUCCAGGCCAUCCCCGAUGCUCGCUGCCCACGCACGGAUGACCCGCUCCGCCCGGUGCACCUGCCGUUCGCCGGCAACUGCAACAAGUUCAUGAAGUGCACCGGUGGUAUGGGCUUCGUCAUGGACUGCCCGGCCGGUCUCGAGUACAGCCAGCGUAUGGGCCGUUGCGACUACCCUGCCCUGGCCCAGUGCAGCAUGUAA